Messenger RNA from Drosophila takahashii, 3376 nucleotides. RefSeq names its product major facilitator superfamily domain-containing protein SP1173. The record is from RefSeq and is a predicted model, not a curated record. NCBI's taxonomy places the organism in Eukaryota, Metazoa, Arthropoda, Insecta, Diptera, Drosophilidae. Gene Ontology annotation, cellular component: membrane.
GACUUCUGUCUGUUGAAAAAACUUAUUUUCGUAGUCGCACUCUUCGCUUUUAGAAAUUGCUGCGCGUUUAGUUCGGCGCGGUGUCGCCUGUUAUUCUUGUGCCCCAGCCAGUGUUGAAUUUAGAAUAUUUUCAUUUAAUUCAAAGAAAAAGAGAGAAAUAAAAACACAAUUAAAUACGAUUUCGAAUUCCCUGGCGACAGUUGGCCACAUACGAACAAGUGCUCGUGUUGUUAAUCUAUAUGUGCGAUUGGCAGUGUGCGCUUUUUUGGUUAAUGGAGAACGUAUAAAUAGCCAAUAAUGGACCCCAUAACAAACAAGAAGCUACGACUUGAACCCAUCGAGUCUAACAUGAGCAACUGAGUCCCAACGAAACGAAGAGGAAAUCGACGAGAAAGAACGAAACCCCCGAAAGGUGGCUUAAUUACUGAGAUUUUAUAUAGAUAGUUUGUAGCAGCCCAAAUCAAGAAAAUGGGUUUCACAACGGAGCGCAAGCCGCGUGUCAACAAGACGUUGAUAUCGCUUAAGGUUGUCGUGUUCUUUGUCAUCGCCGGUCUCACAGCUUUGCAUGUUCUGCAUGGCGCAAAGCCCCAGUUGCUGGGCCUUAAUUUCUCGGAGUACCGUACCAUCACCAUUUUGGCACCAUUUGUGUCGAUUUUGGGUCCCUUGAUCGUGGGUCCCUGGGCUGAUCGCUUGGCAGCCAAGAACCCGAACACUUUUGGACGCACUCUGCGAGUUUUGACUGCCGUAUUUCUGCUGAUCUCCGCCCUCAUCUAUGCCUUUCUGUUUGCCGUGCCGGAGGUUAACAGGCGGGGAGAAACUCGCGAGCCUCUGGUUAGCUUCGGGUGCGAUGAGACUGGAGGAUUCCUCUUCCAGGAGCGUUGCGGCUUGAACUCCAGUUGCAGCAGGUGGGACCAGAAGGUGGGUAAGAUCAACUUGACGCGUUGCACCUACAGUUGCCAGAAUCCCAAGCUCUACGAGCCACUUUACGUGGCCUGGUUGGCUGAGGUUCCCACCGUGGCCCCCUCCACGGAGCAGAGUUCGGAGUUCGAUUACGAGGAUGAGGGCAGCACCGCGGUCACCGAGAGUUUGCGCACCAGGAGGGAUUUGGAGGCAGCGGAUCCAGCCGAUAGUGCUGGUGUGGAGGCCAUCAGUGGAGAGGCCCCGGCCCCCGUCCACCGGUCCAUCAGGCAGGUCAAGAAGCCCCCCACCAAGGUCUACGUCCAGCCCCCGCACGUCUGUCUCACGCAGCGCAACCAGAACGGCGAGGAUGUGGUGAAGCACUGUCACGCCUACACCGAAGACACCACCAGCGUGGUGAUGGAUGCCCUCAUGGGUUCGGCGAUCAGUCAGGAGGAGCACUACGACGACUACGAGGGAUGGUGCCAGUAUCCAUUGGAGGGAUUCCAGUGCCACAUUCCUGCUGCGCAGGUGACUUACAUGAAGGACUUUAAGGACUAUAAGAAUAACGACAGCAAUUGCAAGCCUAUGAUUGAGUGCCAGGUGGUGAAUCCGUACCACGAGUCGAGUGUGCUCUCCGAUAGCGAGUGUACCAAUACCACUGGCAGCUUGCAGGAAACCCUGGUGGGCUAUACAACCAUCCGGCUGAUCGGAGACAUUUUCCCCAUGGCGGCACUGACUCUUCUGAACACUGCCAUUGUGAUCGCGGUUCGUGAGACCUCCGAGGGCAGGGGCGAGGUGUGUCGGCAGUACGUUUGGGGUGCCAUUGGCUAUGUGCUGCUCUUCGCACCGCUGAAUCUCUCGGAUUCCCAGAACGACCCCAAUGAUGUCGCCACCUUUGCUCUCAUUGUAUUUAUUGUGAGCUUCGUCUUGGGUGCCGUGGUGCUGCUCUGUGCCACUCAGAUGCCAUUGAGUCCGCCGGAAUGGUGGUGGCACACGAAGACCGGAAUGCUGGUGCUUCCCAUGUCUGCGAUUCGUCGCUAUAGUCCCGAGAUAUUCGUGCUCACCUUGGUCUCGAUUCUUUUCGGCACUUUCUGGGGCAGCAUUCACAGUUAUGCCCAAUGGACCUUCACCUUCAGCGCCGUUCGCUACUUGGGUCUGAUCCUCAUCCUGGUUCUUUUCUUCAAUGUGGACAAGUUUAUUGAGUACUGUGGUCACUCGAACAUCUUCAUCGGUGGCCUGGCCAUCUAUGUCAUUAGGUUCACUGCGCUGAGUGAUGCCCAAACUGAGUGGCUGAACGUCGUCAUGGAGACCAUCGAGCCGGUCGUAAUAGGUCUGAUUUGGAUCACGAUCAUCCUGUAUAUGCGUCAUGCUAUGCCAAGGAAACUGACGGCCACUGGACAGGCCAUCGCUGUGUUGGCCUUUUUCGGAUUGGGCAAAGGCUUCGGAGCUCUGAUUGGAUUACCUCGCGAUGAGAGGGACCCCAAGCUGGAGGUCUGGUCCUGCACCUUCCAAUGGCUGGCAAUUGUGGCCUGCGUUGUGGCUUUGGUAUAUUUCGCAAUCUACAAUCUGAUCCUUGCCCCCCGCUGCACCGCCAAGCCCCAGCACUCCGAGGAGUUGAUCUCUGGAUCGGCAUCCCAGAACUUUGGCAACACGGGAACCGGAAACGGAGCUGGCAACGGCAAUGGAGCCGGAAAUGGAAACGGAGCAGGAGCAGGAGCGUCACUCAACGGAAACGGAAAUGGAAGCUACUCACCGCUGAGGGUUUACCACAACGAGAGGGGGAAGAAGGGACAGUUUAGAUACUAAGAUACUAGGUGCGAAAUCCAGAGAUUAAUGGAUUAUUUACUCUUUGCAUGGAUCACUAAUGCUGCGCCUCUCGCUUCAAAAAAAGAGUGCGAAUGAUAUUCUUAGGUUUUAAAUGUGUACACCACGCCUCGUCCUCCUCCACCUACCGCCCCCCGCCCGCUUGAGGGCAACACUGCUAAUAGUUUGUAAUGCCUAUUUUUGCUAAGUGUAUACACCAGGAGGAAGAACAACAAAAAAGAGUGGAAAAAAAGAAAUCGAAAACAAAAACAUGACCCUUUUUUAUAUACAUAAAUCGCAUGUAGAACUUAUUUUAUUUGUUAUUUAAUGCCAACUAAGUGAGUUCAUAAUUUUAAUUAAAUCGCAAUGGGGAAGGUGACAGGAAAAAAACAAACCAACUCAUCAACUGCCCUAAUUUAAUUGCAACAAUAGCCAUGGAUACAGAGCAAAAGCAAUAAUGACUUCCCCAGACAAACACGUCGUUCUCUUUACAACGUUACAGUAAAAAUGAAGGCAUCAAUUUUUAAUGAAACAUUUGCGUGAUUUUACUAAGCAUAAUAUAUGAUGCACUACGAGCAUAUAAAUGUAACAAUAAAACAGAAAAUGUAAUUAUACAAAAAUAUAAUUAAUGGUAAUUAAAUGUUUUCAAAUUAAGCGUAAUAACUGCUGAAGA